UCCAUCAAUGUGUGCUUAAUUUUAAAAGAAGCACAAAAUCAUUUGCAAAACUAAUCUUUCUCUUUCACUCUCUCUAGGUGUAGGUGUUCCAGAUUUCUGUCGCAUCAGAAUAAUAACUGAAAGAUAAAAGAAUCCGAAAUGGAGAACUCAACAUAUCCCAAUGCCUCCUAUGGCAAUGUGUCAGACGCAAACCUCCCAGAGAGCCCCUACAAGACAGUAGAGAUAGUUUUCAUUGUCCUGGUAGCCGGGUCACUGAGUCUGGUCACUGUCAUUGGCAACAUCUUGGUUAUGGUUUCCAUCAAGGUCAACAGGAACCUGCAGACUAUCAACAACUAUUUCCUCUUCAGUUUGGCAUGUGCAGACCUUAUCAUUGGGAUCUGCUCCAUGAACCUGUACACAGUCUACACUGUGAUUGGCUACUGGCCACUGGGGCCUGUGGUCUGCGAUUUGUGGCUGGCCCUGGACUAUGUGGUGAGCAAUGCAUCAGUGAUGAAUCUGCUCAUCAUCAGUUUUGAUCGUUACUUCUGUGUCACCAAGCCACUCAGCUACCCCGUGAAGAGGACCACCAAAAUGGCAGGCAUGAUGAUUGCUGCUGCCUGGGUCCUGUCCUUCAUCCUCUGGGCCCCAGCCAUCCUUUUCUGGCAGUUCAUCGUCGGGGGACGGACCGUGCCUGAGAGAGAGUGCUACAUCCAGUUUUUCUCCAAUGCAGCAGUCACCUUUGGGACGGCUAUUGCCGCUUUCUACUUGCCUGUCAUGAUCAUGAUGGUUCUCUACUGGCAGAUCUCUAGGGCCAGCAAGAGCCGCAUCAAGAAGAAUCACAGGAAACCUUUGGCCAAACAGGAAACCGUCUCCCCCAGUCUGGUGCGAGGUCAAAUCACCAAACCCAACAACAACAACGUGAGUGCAGAAGAAGCAGGCAUGGUCUUAAAGCAGAACCAGAUCCAGCAUCUCCUAAACCAAGACCAGGGCAAGCUGCAGAACGGCAAGGCUCCAUCCUCUGCUGGGGACGGAGGUGAGGAAGGAGGGAUGGUAAACUGUGGCCAAGCAGAAGAGAAGGAGAGCUCUAAUGACUCCACUUCUGUCAGCGCUGUGGCUUCCAAACUGAAGGAAGAGGAGAUGGUGGGUGCCAGCAAAGAGCCACCAGCCAUCCCCAGUCAGCCUCCUUCUCAUCAUCAGGCUGAAGGCUCCAAACUCACUUGCAUCAAAAUCAUUACAAAUUCCCCCAAGGAUGCCACCUCCAACACGACAGCUGAAAUUGUCCCUGGCGCUGAGAAUCAGAACAUAGUAGCUCGCAAGAUCAUCAAGAUGACUAAGCAGCCUCCCAAGAAAAAGAAGGCACCCCCAUCUCGAGAAAAAAAGGUCACUAGGACCAUCCUGGCUAUCCUCCUGGCUUUUAUUGUGACCUGGACGCCGUACAACGUCAUGGUGCUCAUCAAUACCUUCUGCUCCAGCUGUAUACCCAACACCGUCUGGACUAUUGGCUACUGGCUGUGCUACAUCAAUAGCACCAUAAACCCAGCCUGCUAUGCGCUCUGCAAUGCCACCUUUAAAAAGACUUUUAAGCACCUCCUUCUCUGCCAGUACAAGAAUAUUGGGGCUGCCAGAUAGGAACUGAAUAUGUUCUGAGGAGUAGUUUAUUUUCUUUUUUUUGGUUAAAAGAACCCUGUCAUAGCACUUUAUAGGAAUACAAGGGCAUACAAGCCAGAAGAACUAAGUUGAUAGAGCAUUUAUGUAUUGAAGAGAACUGGUGGACUUGUAUUUGGGUUUGCCAUUGGACACGAACACACAUACACACACGUAGACAAAGAGACACAAAAACAGACUCAUCCACACAUGGAGCACCAAAUUGUGGAGGUCAAACCCUAAGAAACUAGGCAAACAAUGACACAAAAUGACAUUUUCAGUAUCUUCAUAUUGUUCAAACAGUUGCAUUGUAAUAUUCUUAUUCUUUUACCUCAAGAUUUAUGUUUAAAGGUAUAUCUAAAUUAAAAUAUUAUGUCACCAAAAUCUAAGGCACACCUUAAAGAAACUUGACAAUUUGCCUAAAUAGCUGUUUCUUAAAAAUAACCAUAACCACAGAUGGGAAAAAUAAGGGCAUUUUGAGCAUGUGUGUGCGUGUGUUGUGUGCACUGGAAAACAAAAACAGAUAUAUACUUAGCAGAUAUUCAUGAAAAUGUCUACACGCAAGCACACAAACACAUGCAAGCACACAAGGAUACAUUGAAAACACAAGAGUGGAGGUUGGUCACACUCUCAUAGAGCACAUAUUUAACAAUUGUGAGGCUUUCAAAAGAGAGUGAAUAACUUCAAUGUUACUUCUACUCGACGAAAAAUAAAAUCUAAAAGGGUCAAUAGGGCUGAUAAGUACUAUGGACUAUAUAGUUUUAACUCAGUACAAAUAUAACAAUGUAUACAUAUAUAAAUAAGUAAAAGCUUGGUGCAGGAAGAUAUGUCUGAAAAGUGAAAAUAGAAAGUGUAUGGGAGUAUGCAGGAACCCUGUUUCUCAAUUCUGUUUUUACUUAAAUAUGUAGAAAUUAAGGAUUUUACUGGUGUUGCUAAUAAUUCCACUGCUCCCCUUCUCAUUGUGAAGUUAAUACAUUUUCUUAACACAUCUGUGGGUACAACUUUAUGGAACACAAGAAAAUCUACACACAAGAGUAGACUAUUUGGCCCAUUUAUGCUCAUCCACUUCCUAGUAGCUGGUUGAUCUCAGAACUGUGUCAAGUAAAUGAUUCCAGCGAUUCAGCUUCAACAAAAUGGCUCUCCUCACCAUUCUUUGUGUAAAGAAGUGUCUCCAACCCUGUGCUCUAAGUCUCCACUUAAUUUCCAGUGAUAUCCUCUGGUCGUGGUUUCUGUGUUGCACUUAAAGUAUUGGUUAGGGGCCUAACAUAGCGAAGCUCUCCAUGUUGGUCCACACCUAUUAUACUCACCUAAUUCUUUCUUUCCAGUUAUAACUUUACUGAAACUAGAAGUUGGUGUUGGUGGACCAUCACAGAGGAGAGUAUUAUACAUUCAGAGAGGUUUCAAAGUUUGAAAAGCUUCUUAAAAAUGAAAUGUUGAACUAAACAAUGACAAUGGAGGCAGUGUGAAAGAUAUUAAAGCUAAUUAAAGGCAGCAGUAAAAACCUUCCUUGAAUUCUGUCAUGUUGUGGGCACCAUUCCCUGCAGCAUCUCCUUUUUCUAGGAAUUCCCUGUACUGAACGGGUCUUUCUUAGCUUCUGAGAUCUGACCUGACUGAUCUGACCACACCUAAUGGCACUACAUUGAAGCAGGGCUGUUAAUCUGAGUCAUGUGUCUCCUAGUCCAGAUAAAGCACUUUCACACCCACCCACUCAUUAAUAAGUGGUACAUUGUUAAAAUAAGUGCCUGAAAUAUAGACAAGGGGGGAUUUAAACUGUUUUUGUUCACAUACUGAAACAACUUGGAAUGUUGUAUGCGUGGUACUUCAGAUGUUGCUAGUUUCUGAGUGCGAAUUCAUGUAUGUUUUGGAAGUUUACUUGAGCUGGCUUUCAUAAUAUAUCUAUAUAUACAGUAAACGUAUAUGAAGAAUAAUAUUCCAACACUAUUAUUUAAUUGCAUUGCGUACACCUGGGUUUUUUAAUUGAAUGUUGAAUGAUCUACAUACUCUCAACCAAAAAUACAUUUAAAUUUAUGUUUGGGACAUGUACAGUAAUCUGCAUGUAAACUAUACUGAAAAUGCACACAUAUGAACUGGAUUAACAAAAUCUGGAUCACAUGGGACCCAUCUAACUUUUAUUAAAGAUUUCAAUAAAAUAUGAGAUGGUGGGUGUCGGACCAAAAUAAGAAGAAAACAUAUUUAUGAUAUUUUUUCACCAAAAGGAUGAUGUCAAAAUUAUUAACAAAAUACCGUAUUUACUCGAAUUUAAGUCGCACUUUUGUGGCCAAAACAAAAGUUCAAUUUGGGGGGAGCGACUUGGAUUCAAGGUUUUUAGUGAGGGUACCAAUUUACAUUUGCACAUGUCAAUUAUUCUGUUGCUCUUGAACAAGACCAGCUGUACACAGCACUGCCCACUACAGAUAUUACUCUCGGUACAGUACUGGUAUAUUAAAAUGGCUGCACAGCGAACUUCAUGAACAUUUGUUAAUGUAGCUUUUAAAAGUAAUUUUGUUUGCUGAAGAAAAGAGAAUCUGCGGCAUCUGAGAUGUGUCAGAAGAUGGAGACGCAAUCGAAAGGCUAUGUAAUACUAUAAUAUUACCAGUAUAGUACUUGCUGAAAUGAUCAAGGCAGAUCCGGCUUCAAAAUGAACAAUCAUGAUUUAUAUAUCUUUCUUUCUCUAUCUGGAGGAGCACAAGAAACAGAAACACUGAGGUAUGUACUGCUUAAUGGCGGAUUCGCCAUCGCUCUCCGAUUCUCUAACUUACUCACUGUUAUUAUGGUCUGUGCCUGGUUUAACUACGGGAACCCCACUAGUGUAAACUCCAAAGUCCUAACUCAAACCUAAAAUGAACUAUACAUUUCUGUCUUGCACUCAUUUUGCAUGCGAACUUGACAGAGUCACGUUGGCCAAAUUAAAUAAACAAGGACAAUAAAGCAGAUUGAAAUAAAGUUCAAGGUAAUUGACCCUUUCCCAGCUACCAUAAACUGCAAUGACUGUCGUUCAAUACUGAAAGUACUUUACAUAUUUUCUUUUCCCAUUUGCAUUUGUAAUUAGUAGGUGACGUACUCUGAUGCUUUAAUGUACAGUAAUACAGUGUUCCCUUAAAAAGUAAUUUAACCGUUAAUUAUUGUGUUUUUUUUUCAUUAAGAGUUUUUUUUUUGGUGUCCGUAUUUGGGGGUGCGACUUGAAUUCAGGGGCGACUUAAAUUUGAGUAAAUGCAGUAAUUAAAAACAACAAAACAGAAACAUACAUGAAUAUGAAGAUGCUCACUCAUAUUCUAACAAGGAAGAAUAAUGGAGUCUUGGUUCUAAAUGUCAGCGUUAAACAAAUCAGAAAUCAAAUUGUAUUAAUCUCUUUUCAAUCUUGCAGAUUUGUUCCACUCAAGAAAUGUACUGUAAGCCUUCUAGGUUUUACAGAUACUAUUAAUCAAACAUUGCACAUUUUCUCAGAUGAGCUCAUUAAGGGGAGAGAGAGAAGGCAAGAUAAACUACUUUGACUACUGCUGGUUCUGGGUAUUCUAAAUUACGUAUGAGAAAUCCACCAAUCCCUGUUGAAGAUUAAUGUGUAGAGAGUCUCUUAUUGUAAGAGACAAUUUCACAAAGUUUGAACAAUUGCACGAGAUGGCAUCUCUUAUACGUAGGGGUCUACUUAAAUCGCAAUAAAUGUACGUAUUUUUCGCUGGUAUGUUAUGGAAUAAAAUUAGGAUUUCGCGGACCUGUUUAAACAUUAAAUAAACCUAAGUAGACAAUAUUUCAGAGCACUAUAAAAGCCUAAAAAUAGUGGCACUUGCUUCCUUACUACAACAGAGUGCUGUCAUUUGUUAAAGGCAAGCAUACAACAUCCCCCAGCAGUUGCUGCCGGGAUGUAUUUUCUCCAAAGACAAAUUACAAGGUGUGCAAAACAAUUACCUCCAUCUGCAUGUACAGUUUCUAUGGGAAAUGUCUUGACACGAUCAUCAGCCACAAUCUACUUUGCUUUUUUUGCUUUGUCGUCCAUUUCUAGUAUUUCACCUCCAAUGCUGAAAACUAGAUUUUAGCAACCUAAAUCAAAACAAUGCAGCACUGACUUUGUCCAACCCCCUACUGUGUAGUACAGGUCACAGAAAAGCCAGUACAGAUGCACUGAUAGGCUGAUUAAAACAUCGUUGUCAUUUGAACAGUAAACAAGAACAUUACCCAUUUUGGAGUAUAUUUUUGUAAAUGUUAUUUGUCUAAGAACGUUUUUUUAUUUGAUUUGUUUAGUUUUGCAAUGCACACAGGACGGCGAAGGAAUAAUAAAAAAAGGGCUAUCUACAGAAUAAAAAUACAUAGUUUGCGUCGCUUGCGUUGUGCAGUAGCUCAUUUAAACAAGGCUUCUUUAUUUCUCUCCGUACUUGUCCGGUAUGCAUUGGACUCUUAAAGAGGUCAAUUUCGUGGUGUCCCCUCAAUUUCCUGAUUUUCGCGAAAUCCACAAUUUAGGUAGACCCCUACUUAACAGUAUAACAUAAUAUAAUUUCUUUAUCUAAUAGACCAUGUUCAGAAAGCAUUACCACGCCAGUAUAUGCAUUGCUCAGAAACAAUCAGCUGUUGUACUCUUUUCGAUUGCUUAUUAUGUUUCAAAACUCUUUCUAACCUUAAAGAACAUUUGCGAACAUGUCACAAGGUGACAAAUUGUGAACCCCUGCAACACACUGUUAUUAUUUUGUACACACGUGUGGAUUUAUUUUAUUUAUUUUUUGGACUAAGAAUUGCUUACUUUAAAUAUUAUGUUUCUG
Messenger RNA from Acipenser ruthenus (sterlet), 6371 nucleotides. RefSeq names its product muscarinic acetylcholine receptor M2-like. The transcript has a single exon. Gene Ontology annotation, biological process: regulation of smooth muscle contraction; regulation of heart contraction; chemical synaptic transmission. The record is from RefSeq and is a predicted model, not a curated record. Gene Ontology annotation, molecular function: G protein-coupled serotonin receptor activity; G protein-coupled acetylcholine receptor activity. Lineage: Eukaryota; Metazoa; Chordata; Actinopteri; Acipenseriformes; Acipenseridae. Gene Ontology annotation, cellular component: synapse; plasma membrane; dendrite. The coding region runs from base 139 to 1608 and encodes 489 amino acids.